UGAUAAUCUGGCUAACUCGUGUUUAAAACAAGUGUUCAACUGCUCUCAGCGUCAAAGUACCAGAUACAACAUAGUGCACGAUGAUCAACCCUUGUCCCUCCCCACUAUCCGCAUCCAUAUAUCAUUGGCUAAUCUCCACCAUGCAUCAAUUUAACCCAGCCAAUCGAUAAUGGGCGCUUCCAACACCCAAGUUCGUCGUUUAUGUAAAUAUCCUGUGCGAACAGCCGCCUGUCCAUUCUGCGUGCCCUAAACCACCUUCCUCGUUCCUUCUACACCAAGCAAACUCAUACUCACUUGUCUUUCCAACUUCCUCGAUGACUCAUGAAGACAAUAUUCCUCGGAAGAAACACGGGUGGCUGAAGAAAAGUCGUUCCGACCCUCAUUUGGAGGAGAGAGGCAGGGAGCCAGCCAAUGAUACGUUUCCUCUCUCGCCCUCGAGGAAUGAAUCUCGUGGACGAUCCCCGGGAAGAUUUCGCAAGUUCUUCGCCAAGGUGCCCAACCCCUUCCAACGAAGCGCUCGAAGCGCUCGACAGUCUCCCAACCCUCAAACCACCGCUGCAACCUCCGGCGCACAACAUAUCCCACCCAUUCAGAUAACCCAGGAUCCUUCACCACUCAUCACUCCCACUCCCGAGCCGAAUAUUGAGCUGUCCCCAAAUCCAAGGACCGCAGACGUAAGUUCAACCAAUGUAGUUGGGAAUAUUCUUUCGAUUAAGUUCUAA
Messenger RNA from Suillus clintonianus, 722 nucleotides. RefSeq lists its product as uncharacterized. The transcript has 3 exons. The coding region runs from base 315 to 722 and encodes 135 amino acids. Lineage: Eukaryota; Fungi; Basidiomycota; Agaricomycetes; Boletales; Suillaceae. The record is from RefSeq and is a predicted model, not a curated record.